Messenger RNA from Eruca vesicaria subsp. sativa (arugula), 255 nucleotides. The record is from the annotation of a GenBank genome assembly. NCBI's taxonomy places the organism in Eukaryota, Viridiplantae, Streptophyta, Magnoliopsida, Brassicales, Brassicaceae.
AUGAUGAAUGCUAGAAUGGUUGCAUUCAAAAAAUAUCUGAAACUGCAAAGCUCCGAGCACACUCCCUCACUGAUCUCGACAGAUUGGAUCGACUUUUUGGAGGCAAACACAUUUCAACUGAUGAUGUAUACUAUCCAGGUUCUGGAGUGGAUCAGAAUACCGAGUCUGAGACGGUUACUGAAAUACGACAUUGUGAAUCUAGAAGAUGAUUCUGAUGUGCCUUCAAGAAACCAAAACGAAACACCGCUUUCCUAA